Messenger RNA from Sitodiplosis mosellana (orange wheat blossom midge), 1300 nucleotides. RefSeq names its product dimethyladenosine transferase 1, mitochondrial (gene mtTFB1). The coding region runs from base 1 to 1113 and encodes 370 amino acids. Gene Ontology annotation, cellular component: mitochondrial matrix. The record is from RefSeq and is a predicted model, not a curated record. NCBI's taxonomy places the organism in Eukaryota, Metazoa, Arthropoda, Insecta, Diptera, Cecidomyiidae. The transcript has a single exon. Gene Ontology annotation, biological process: rRNA methylation; transcription initiation at mitochondrial promoter. Gene Ontology annotation, molecular function: rRNA (adenine-N6,N6-)-dimethyltransferase activity; mitochondrial transcription factor activity.
AUGGCAUCAAGAUUUGCACGAUAUAAUGCGUUAAUAAUAAAACCGGGAUCAGGUGCUCGAUUACCGCCAAUGCCAACACUUCGUGACAUCAUCAAAAUAUAUAAACUAAAAGCAUUGAAGCAGUUGUCACAAAAUUUCCUAAUGGAUGAACGGUUGACGGCUCGAAUUGUUCGAAUGUGUGGUGAAGUGGCUAAUCAGCAUGUGCUUGAAGUUGGACCGGGUCCAGGCAGUAUAACUCGAUCAAUAUUGCGACGUGGACCCAAGCAGUUGGCUGUCGUUGAAAAAGAUCGACGAUUCAUUCCAACAAUGGAGCUGCUUGCGAAUGCCGUUAAACCAUCCGUUCAAAUGGACAUCUAUCGUGAUGACAUCCUCAAAUAUCGCAUUGAAAACACAUUUCCGGAGGAUAUUCGAUGCGAUUGGAGUGGUACUAGGCCACCAGUACACAUAAUCGGUAAUUUGCCAUUUGCGAUUUCAACGCGAUUGCUGAUUAAUUGGUUAAAGGACAUAAGUUUGCGGCAAGGGGCAUGGAUCUAUGGUCGUACGACCAUGGUGUUGACUUUUCAAAAGGAAGUGGGUGAACGGAUAGUGGCUCCAAUUUUGGAUGAUCAACGUUGUCGUUUAUCGGUGAUGUCACAAAUUUGGACAAAACCAGAGCUACGUUUUAUCAUACCAGGAAAGGCAUUUGUACCAAAACCAGAUGUCGAUGUGGCGGUCGUACGGCUCGAGCCGCUCAAAGAGCCAUUAACCACAUUGCCAUUUGAUUUGGUUGAGAAAAUUAUGCGCUAUCUGUUUUCGAUGCGUCAAAAGAAAAUCCGUUUUGCCGUUAAAAAUCUUUACCCAACCGAAAUGUGUGAUGAGCUGACCAAUCGAACAUUUGAACAAGCCGCCGUCAGUCCAUUAGCUAAAUGCUUCGAAAUAUCCAAUGAGGAAUGCUUACGCCUGGCCAAUGCCUACAAUGACAUCAUUACAGAAUAUCCAAACAUUGCCAACUACAACUACCGAGCACCGCGUGUGAAACACUUUGACAUCAGCACACUUCGGGAUAGUGAUAUUUUUGAUGACUUAAACGCUGAUCCCAUUAGCAAUGAUUCCGAUGAUUACACAAAAUAUUAACCAAAAUGUAAAAUAUCUAUCUACCGUCAGUACAGAAGACAACAUUUAUUUUUUAAACUGAAACUUCUGUUUUAGUCAAUUUGGUAGGCUUGAAUUUGUAGUUUAGAGAUUUAUUUGUAAACAAUCAAUGCUUAGUUUUAACAAUGGAGAAAAAAAAUGAAUAAAAUGAUGAAUAAUCAACAAUAAA